GCUUACUGAUUAACUGCUUAUAAUAGUUAGUAUUGUUAAUACGUGUAUACUUAAUACUUUAUUCUGUGUAGUUGCCAGUGGCUUAUUGACUUGAUUAUAAAUGACUUAAAGAAAGAAUUUAAUUAGUAUAAUAAUGGAAGAAGAAGUAACUCAAGAAGAAGUAAUCCAGCCAGAUUUUACUACACAAACUAAACAAUUGCUUAAAGAUAUCAAAGCUGGGAUCUUGGAAGCCAAAGAUUCGACAAAUAAAAUUAUUAGCAAAGAGUUUGAUGCAUCUAAAGGCAUAAGCUUAUUAGAUAUAAAGUGUCAUACAUUGUUGAGUUAUAUAAAUAAUUUGACUUAUAUUAUAUUAAAAAAAUGUAAAUUUCAAUCUAUUAAAAAUGAUCCAGCGAUUGAACGUCUUGUUGAACAACGAACUGUUCUAGAACGCAUAAGGCCUCUUGAAUUUAAAAUGAAAUAUCAAAUUGAUAAGCUUGUUAAAACAGCAUUAUCUGGUUCCAUUGAUCCUAAUGAUCCAGAUCGGUUCCGUGCUACUCUUGAUGAACUAGCUGAUGCAGAAGAUAAUAUAGAAGAAGAUGAAGAGUCUGAUAAUGAUGAAGCUGGUCAUAAGAAAUCAAAAAAAGUUAAGGAUGGAGUUUAUGUAGCACCUAAAGUUACAGCUGUACCUUAUGAUGGUGAUGAAUCACGAGCAGUUAAAAAACAAAAAUUAUUAGAAAGAGCAAAAAAGAGAGCUCUACAAAGUUCAGUUAUGCAAGAAUUACGAGAGGAAUAUGCAGAUACACCAAUUGAAGUGCAAAUCAAUACAGUUGGAUUGAAAAAUAAGCAGUCUAAGUAUGAUUACGAAAGACAGAAAUAUGAAGAAGACUAUUUUACAAGGUUGCCAGUUACCAAGAAAGAUAAACAUAGAGCUAAGCAAUUAUCAUCAAUUACUCUUGGAAAAUUAGGGAAAGAAGUUACACACUUUGAAGAUAUUUCAGCUCUUGGAGGAAAUUUCAGUGAAAAAAGUGGUAAUAAAAGAAAAAAGAAAUUUAAAGGAAAAAAUUUAAAGAAGAAAAGAAAAUUUUAAGUUAUUAU
Messenger RNA from Melanaphis sacchari, 1074 nucleotides. RefSeq names its product neuroguidin. The transcript has 3 exons. The coding region runs from base 134 to 1066 and encodes 310 amino acids. Gene Ontology annotation, biological process: maturation of SSU-rRNA from tricistronic rRNA transcript (SSU-rRNA, 5.8S rRNA, LSU-rRNA). The record is from RefSeq and is a predicted model, not a curated record. Gene Ontology annotation, cellular component: nucleolus; small-subunit processome. Lineage: Eukaryota; Metazoa; Arthropoda; Insecta; Hemiptera; Aphididae.